AUGUCCAACCCAAAGGUGAGUGUCGAGCAAUGCGGGCGGGCGCUUCAUGCCAGUCAUUGACAAGUGUCUUCUCCUCCUUCCUCUUCUCCUCUCACUGCGUCAUCUCAGUCAUCAUGGAUGAGGGACAUUUACGUCGGAGGUCUCAUGUCUGGAACCAAGCCGCUGACGACGGAUUACGAAAAGCUGAGGGAGCAGGCCAAGGAAAAGUUGGACCCGCGAGCUUAUGCUUAUGUGGCCGGGAGCGCCGGGUACGAAAAGACGGAAAAGUCCAAUAGGCGAGCGUUGGAUUCGUAUCAGAUCGGUGCGUCGUCGUUGUCCCUUCACGUCGAUGGCUCUCUACCAGCCCCUCGCUCACGUCCCAACAUUCUCCCCCUUGAUGUGCACGACCAUCUGCGCUCGCUACAGUACCUCGUAUGCUUGCUGGCGUCGAUAUCAACGAGUUCUCGUCUCAAGUCACUCUCUUCGGUAAGAAGUUCCCAACACCCCUCGUCAUCUCACCCAUUGGCGUGCAGGGGCAGCUGCAUGCCGAUAGCGACGUGGCGACCGCUUCGGCGUCCAAGGAGCUUGGAGUCCCUUUUACACUGAGCAGCGCUACCAGCACUCCCAUCGAAAAGGUCAGCGAAGGGGCAGACUAUGGCGGGGAGAGUGAGGAAGGGCAAGAAGCAUGGUUCCAGCUGUACUGGUGAGCCUGCAACGUGGUGAGAUGGUCGCAGCGCGACUAUGCAGACCUGACCAUGCGAUGACUUUGCUGCCCCGCAACGAAUGCGUGCCAGGCCCAACGACGACGACGUCACGAGGAGUCUGCUGACACGUGCUAAAAAGGCGGGAUACAAGGUCCUAGUGGUCACGCUUGACACUUGGUCUUUGGGAUGGAGGCCAAGAGAUCUCGACGAGGCCUACAAUCCAUUCUUGAAAGGCGAAGGUGUGGCCAAUUGCUUCUCGGAUCCAGUCUUUGUCGAGAAGGUCAGUCGGAUGGGUGAUAUUUGAGCGGCUGCUUGACGUACCGCUGACCGUCUGUUACGCUUACCUCGCUGCGUCUCCAAGUUCUGCGAGGGCAAGGUGCGUUGAUCAUUUCCUGGGUACCCAACUAGAGUCCUCAUGCGACUGACUACAUGCCCACUGCGAAUUCCCGGUAAAGUCGCCUUUGCGCAAAGAUCGGACAGAAGAUGAUGUGACGCAGGCAUCGAUUGCAGCCAUUGGUCUCCUGACGCCCGGCAUCAGCCGCAGCUGGUCGGACUUGGCCUUGCUUCGCGAAAUCUGGGGUGACCAUCCGAUCGUCUUGAAAGGCAUCCAGAGCGUUGGAGAUGCAGAGCGUGCCGUCGAAGCGGGCAUGGAUGGGGUCUGGGUAUCCAACCACGGAGGUAAGCCGAGCAACGUCUAGGAAAGACUGCUCAAGAAACUGAUCGUCUGUCCCUCGGCUCGUGCGCCCUCCAGGUAGACAAGUGGACGGAGCCAUCGGAUCAUUGCAAGCGUUAAGACCGAUCGCGCAGUAUCUCCGCAGACAUGCAAAGACGGUCAUCUUCGAUUCUGGGGUCCGCAACGGCUCCGACGUGAUCAAAGCACUAGGUGAGUCGCCAGACCCGAUCGGCACGCAUCGACGCGCGUCGCAUGAAAUCAAAUCACGGUGCGGACUACUGACCCCCCAGCUGUGAUGAAUCUCUGGUUCAAACACCGACCACCUACACCGCCACUCUCUUCCCCUUUUCUCACGUUCGAAUUUCUUCCUUUGCGUCUGCAAGCGCUCGGCGCUCAUGCGGUAGGGAUCGGUCGGCCGUACGCUUGGGGUCUGGCAGUCAAUGGGCAAGAAGGCGUUUCUAACGUCCUUAAAUCCAUCCUGGCAGACUUUGAACUCACAGCUGCUCUUGCCGGUCAUCGCUCCAUCGAUGACAUUACGGAGCAGUCGGUCAUCAAGGCAGGCGAAGAGUCGCGGUUGUAG
Ceraceosorus bombacis is the source of this 1936-nucleotide messenger RNA. The record is from the annotation of a GenBank genome assembly. NCBI's taxonomy places the organism in Eukaryota, Fungi, Basidiomycota, Exobasidiomycetes, Ceraceosorales, Ceraceosoraceae.